AUGCGUUUCCUUAAUAUCAUUAUCUCCAUUGUGGCCUUUGCUGCUUCGGCUCUAGCCCUCACCAUUACCCAGCCCCGGAGCAAUGAUCAGGUGGACCUUAGCAAGCCUUACACCGUCAAGUGGACCACUGUCGGGUCCGACCCAACCGAGUUCACUCUCAUGCUGGUCAACAUGAACAGCCAGCCUAAUGUCAGCAAGAACAUCGCCAAUGUGAAGACCUCGGCGAACCAAUACACCAUUGACAAAGUCACGGGGAUCCCGGUUGCUUUCGGCUACCAAUUCAAUGGCAUCUCCAACACCACGAUGAACACCGGAAUCCUGAGCCAGUCCCCGCAGUUCAAUGUGACUGAGGUUGGCAAGGUCGAGACAAGUAAGGAUAAUUCUAUUUUAUCAUCAUCAUCAUCAUCAUCAUCAUCAUCAUCAUCAUCAUCAUCAUCAAUAAUGCCAUCACCAUCACUGUCACCAUCAUCAUCACCAUCAUCAUCCAUUGUCACAAAGACAAGAACUACUUCCCGCCCCUGUAUCAACCACCACACAUCUUCACUAUCAUCUAGCACCAUUCCCUCCAGCUCCAGAGCACCGGCCUCUUCCAGUACUACCAGCGCCACCCAGACCGCAGCUGCCGCCACCUCCUCGUCCGCCGGAUCUCCCUCGAUCCCGCUUUCGAUUUCCGGCCCCAUUGCCGUUGUCGGCGCGCUCGCGAUACGCUCCCUCGCCGGAUUCCUGUAA
Molecule: messenger RNA, 729 nt
Organism: Aspergillus heteromorphus CBS 117.55
Lineage: Eukaryota; Fungi; Ascomycota; Eurotiomycetes; Eurotiales; Aspergillaceae
Product: GPI anchored serine-threonine rich family protein
Exons: 5
Coding region: 1-729 (242 amino acids)
Source: RefSeq, a predicted model, not a curated record